This is a messenger RNA of Ilex paraguariensis (yerba mate), 1116 nucleotides long. The record is from the annotation of a GenBank genome assembly. Lineage: Eukaryota; Viridiplantae; Streptophyta; Magnoliopsida; Aquifoliales; Aquifoliaceae.
AAUGGGCAGGAGGGAGGAAGCAGUUGGUCUGUAAAGUCAAGCAUCCACAACCACAAGAAAAGGAGGGAACCGUGCAAUUAGGCAUGGUGAAUUUGAGCAGCUGAAUCUAACGAUGACUGAAUAAGUUAUUCGGUGGACAUCUCUUAGGUCUUCUUUCGUGAAAGUGUUGAUCGGACGGCUGUAUCAACGACAACCAGCAGGAUCUGGUCGAAGAACCCUAAUGCUUGCUUCCAGUUUGAGGAUUGAACUGGAAUCAAGGAAUGCUUUGUCAGAAACAUCAUCAUUGGCUUGAAAUUUGCAAUAUGCUUUGAAUAGUCACCCAAACAACUGUGGAGUUUGAUUCUUGAUACAGUAGAAAGAGUAAAGUAUAGAAAGAGUACAGUAAAGAAAAUGGCCGAGGGAGAAGAUGACUUGCCAAGGGAUGCAAAGAUUGUGAAGACACUACUAAAAUCAAUGGGUGUCGAUGACUAUGAACCUCGUGUUGUACACCAAUUCCUAGAACUUUGGUACCGGUACGUUGUUGAUGUAUUGACUGAUGCACAGGUCUAUUCAGAGCAUGCUGGGAAGACUGCAAUCGACUGUGACGAUGUCAAGCUUGCUAUUCAAUCGAAAGUCAAUUUCAGCUUCUCACAACCCCCACCACGUGAGGUGCUACUUGAGUUGGCUAGGAACAGGAACAAAAUCCCGUUGCCAAAGUCAAUAGCUGGGCCUGCGGUCCCACUUCCUCCUGAGCAGGAUACUUUGAUCAACCCGAACUACCAGCUUGCAAUUCUUAAGAAGCAUACUAGCCAACCUGUUGAAGAAAUGGAAGAGGAUGAAGAGGGUGUUGAUCCUAGCCCAAACCCUUCCCAAGAACAGAAGACAGAUAAUAUGCAGCAAAAUACUCCUCAACGAGUAUCCUUUCCUCUUGGAGCUAAACGUCCAAGAUGAGAGUUGAUCAAGUACAUUAAGGAGGAAGUCGAUGUAAUUUGCACAUUUUUAUCUUUACUGGGUAAUGGUAAUUCAUAAGAAAGAUAUUAGUUGAACAAACUUGAUUAAUCUCACAUUAUAAUGAGGAAGAUAUUUUCACACCAAUGUUAAAAUCUGAUAGAAAGCACUCUUUAUUAUGGUUAAUGG